GUUUAUUAUUACAGAUAUUACAAUUACAAUUACAAUUUGGUCUGUCAGUCGGAGUUGCAGAGACAGACGAUGACGUUGGAGAAGGACUUGCAGAGUCACCACCUAGAAGAAGAAGAAGAAGAAGAAGAAGAGCAAGCGCGGCAAAUUCAUUCGGGAGUUGCAGCAGCAGCAGGGUGGGAGCAUAAAAGAUUGGGGAUGGAAGAAGAGUUGAGCGAAGUGGGAUGGUUCAUUCUGGGCGAAAAUCAACAGCAUGUUGGUCCCUAUGCAUUCUCGGAGCUGCGGGAGCAUUUCUUAAAUGGCUACCUCACCCUCCAUACGCUCAUCUGGGCUCAAGGAAGAAGCGCAUGGCAGCCACUCUCCUCCAUUCCCGACCUCGUCACUGCAAUAUCCCAUCACGACCAAGUAUCUCAUGUUUCAACCGCAGUGCCCCCAAUCCCAACUGAUGAUGAGGACGACUUCGACAAAUGGCAGAAGCAUGUAUGCGAGGCAGAACAAGCAGAUAGUGACAGACCUUCUACGCCCCCCGAGGGAGAGGAAGAAUUCACCGAUGAUGAUGGGACAACAUACAAGUGGGAUCAGGGUCUUAGGGCUUGGGUUCCCCAGGAUAGCGCUUUCGGGGUAGAAGAUAUGACUUUUUUGCAGGAAGAGGAAGUUUUCCCAGCUGCCAAUUUUUCUGAAGCCACCGCAAGUGAAGAGGUUAAUGCACCUGUAAAGGCUUCCAAUCCCUCUAAAGAAGAUGAUAUCAAUGGUAGCAGUGAGUUAGAAGGCAAUCAAAGUUCUAAGAGGAAAUUGUCAGAUAAGGAAGCUGACAAGAAGGAAGCUAAUAAACCUCCUGAAAGUUGGUUUGAGCUGAAGAUCAACACGCAUGUUUAUGCAACCGGAUUGCCUGAUGACGUCACAGUCGACGAAGUGGUAGAGGUGUUUUCCAAAUGUGGGAUCAUAAAGGAGGAUCCUGAAACAAAAAAACCUCGUGUGAAGCUGUAUGUUGACAAAGCAACUGGAAAGAAAAAAGGAGACGCACUUGUUACUUAUAUGAAGGAACCAUCGGUUGUUUUGGCUACCCAAAUUUUGGACGGAACACCUCUACGCCCUGGUGGCAAGGUUCUUAUGUCGGUCACCCAAGCCAAGUUUCAGCAAAAAGGGGACACAUUUGUUACCAAACAAGCAGACAACAAGAGGAAAAAGAAACUGAAGAAAGUGGAAGAGAAGAUGCUUGGCUGGGCCGGCCAUGACGAUGGAAAGGUGUCAAUUCCAGCUACUGUUAUUCUUCGCUACAUGUUCACUCCUGCUGAAAUGAGGGCAGAUGAAAAUUUAGGUCCAGAAUUGCAGGCGGAUGUUCAGGAGGAAUGUGUGAAGCUUGGUCCGGUGGACUCAGUGAAGGUUUGUGAGAAUCAUCCCCAGGGAGUUGUUGUGGUCAGAUUCAAGGAUAGGAAUGAUGCUCAGAAGUGCAUAGAAAUGAUGAAUGGGCGAUGGUUUGGCGGUAGACAAGUACAUGCAAGUGAGGAUGAUGGUUUAGUUAACCAUGCUUCUGUCCGGAAUCUGGAUGAGGAUGCUGCAAGGUUAGAGCAGUUUGGUGCCGAACUUGAAGCUGAAUGAGUUUUUAUCAAUGCUCAAUAGUUAUGUCAGUCAUACAUCUGAAUUAAUACUCCUUGUAAAAAGAUCCAGCAUCCGAUGCUCGUUUACUGUUUGUAGAAUUUGUUGUCACGGGAUUUAUGAAUUUGAACAGGGCUGAAGGUAUUUUAGUCGGAUCUUGUAGGUUGAAAUACCCUUAGUGCUUAGAAAGCAAGGAAGCGUUUCUGAAACUGCAAGUAAUGUUGUAUAUUCUGUCUAAUUAAGGUCUUUGCUGGUAACUAACUUGGAUACUUAAGUUUGUUGUCAUUUUUCGAUUAACUUAAUUGUUUCAUGA
This is a messenger RNA of Malus domestica (apple), 1906 nucleotides long. RefSeq names its product splicing factor U2AF-associated protein 2. The record is from RefSeq and is a predicted model, not a curated record. Gene Ontology annotation, cellular component: U2 snRNP; U2-type spliceosomal complex. Gene Ontology annotation, molecular function: RNA binding. NCBI's taxonomy places the organism in Eukaryota, Viridiplantae, Streptophyta, Magnoliopsida, Rosales, Rosaceae. Gene Ontology annotation, biological process: mRNA splicing, via spliceosome.